Molecule: messenger RNA, 2151 nt
Organism: Oxyura jamaicensis (ruddy duck)
Lineage: Eukaryota; Metazoa; Chordata; Aves; Anseriformes; Anatidae
Gene: RGS7BP
Product: regulator of G protein signaling 7 binding protein
Exons: 6
Coding region: 421-1188 (255 amino acids)
Biological process (GO): G protein-coupled receptor signaling pathway
Cellular component (GO): postsynapse; nucleus; neuron projection
Source: RefSeq, a predicted model, not a curated record
CGGCGUCAGCCCCCCCGGUUUCCCCCGUGCCCCUGCCGGCGGAGGGGCUCGGAGGAGGGAAGUGCGCGCUCCCCCGGGCGGGGGCAUCGCGGGGGCGUCGCCGGCCGCCCAUGGCAGGCGCUCUGCGCCGGGCACGGCCGCCGCUGCUACGGGCAGGAGGCCGGCGGAGCAUGCCGCCGGCGGCGGGGCGGUUCCGCGGGGACUGACAGCCGCGCUGCCGGAGGAGGGAAGGCGCCAGCCCCUCCGCCUCUCCCCGCCGCGAGCGGAGGCGAUGCCGCAGGGCGCUCCGCCGCCCGGCCGCCACCCGCGCCAGCCGCUGUCGCCGCCGUGAGCGGCGCGGCCCCCGGCGGGACGGGGCGAGGAGCGGCGGGGCUCCGCAGCCCUCCCCGGCCGGCGGCUCCGCGCGGCGGAUGCGAGUGCAUGAGCUCUGCAGCGAGCGGGCGCAGGAAGCGCCCCCGCUCCGCUGCCUCCAUCUUCCCGGGCAGCAGCAGGACUUCGCCGCACGGCCGCGACUCCGAGCGGCGGGGCAGCGGCUGCGAGGGCGCCUGCACGACCCUGAGAGCCCUGGACGACUGCAAGAUGCUUGUCCAGGAGUUCAAUACCCAGGUGGCUCUAUACCGGGAGCUGGUAAUUUCCAUUGGGGAUGUCUCAGUCACCUGCCCAUCUCUGCAUGCAGAAAUGCACAAAACUCGAACCCGAGGAUGUGAGAUGGCCUAUCAGGCUCAUCAAAAACUAGCAGCAAUUUCCGGCCCAGAAGAUGGUGAAAUUCAUCCUGAAAUCUGUAGACUAUACAUCCAGUUGCAAUGUUGCUUAGAAAUGUACACAACAGAAAUGCUUAAGUCCAUAUGUCUGCUAGGAUCACUGCAGUUUCAUCGAAAAGGAAAAGAGCCUUGUGCCCCACCCAAGAUCAUGGAUACUAAAGUGGAAGAGAGCUCUGAAGUACCUAUUUUGGAAGACACAUCAUCAUCACCAACAGAUAUUCAACAUUUAUGGCAGGUUUCCACAGAUAUUGAAAACACUGAAAGAGAUAUGAGAGAAAUGAAAAACCUUUUAAGCAAACUCAGGGAGACUAUGCCUUUACCACUGAAAAAUCAAGAUGAUAGCAGCCUCCUAAACUUGACUCCUUACCCAUUAGUAAGAAGACGGAAGCGAAGAUUCUUUGGACUGUGUUGUCUUGUCUCAAGUUAGAUUAAAUACAGAAAUGUCAAGAAAAUCAUAACUUCAAUUAAACCACUGUCAUUUCAUCACUGAAAAUAAGAACAUUACUUCUCUUGAUUAUAAAAUAUAUUUUCUAUGCUGGCCUAUUCCUUUUUCUCUGUUGUUCCAUCCCCCUUUUCAAAAUAAGGGUUUUAAUAGUUUAAAGUUAUGGUGGUGAAGAACCAGUUGUGGAAUAGAUCUAGCAUAACUAAGAAUGUUUUUAGAACUUUUUAAAGUCUGUUUUGCAUGCUUACUUUCAACCAUUGAGAGAAAAAAUAAUAAUAAUAAUAAUAACAAUAAUUUUAAAAAAACGUGAAUUAUGGUUGAUAGGUCAUUUUUAAGUUUUUUAUUGUUUGAACUACAGCAAAAAGUUUGUGCAUAGUACAGUAUUCUCAUUAGUAUCAUAUUGAAAUACUUGAUCAUAUUCUAACAGUCUUUAAGCAUAGAAAACUAUUUAACAGCAAAAGUAUUAAACUUCUAAAAUAUUUAAACAAUAUUGUAACAGAAUUUGCACAAAAUCUCCAGUCGCUUUUUGUGCUCUCAUUCAUAAUUAGUCUUCCACUAUAUCUCAAUUUAAAAGCUUCAUAGAAAAAUAUCUUAAUUUAUGAUACACAAACCAUAUAUAAAAGUAUUUAGAACUUGUAAAUACAGAGAAAUCAUAAUAUCUAUGUACUGUACAAUGCAUAGAAGUAACAGAUUUCCUUUUAAGCCAAUAUUAUCUCUAUAUCUCUACAGGCUUUUGGGAAAAUAAAUAAAUAAAUGAUUUAUUAAAUGAAGAUGUAGUAAAAUAAACAAUGUAAAACACAACACAAACCCAUUUUGUUUCCAAUAGAAUUUAAAGCAUGGUGUCUGCAUAUCACUAAGUAUUAACUCUUAUAGGGCAUGCCAGAAUUAUCUCAGACUGUAAGAUAAUAAACGUUUUACAUUGUUAAUAAAGUUUUUUUAUUUAAAUUA